AUGGCUGAGCACCAACCCAGAGUUUCGUUUGCCCAAAGCAGCGGCAGCAACACAGACGUUUACGGCUUCCCGCCUGAGACCUUCACCACCGAAGGCCUGCCCGACUUCGAUACAAAGUUUCUCGACGAUGCUGACCUUGCUGCCUUCAUCCAGGCCCUCCAGGCCCCCGACCCGCUGCAGUCUCCGGACGAAACGACAUCGCUGCGGUCCCCCGGCUUAAGGAGCAGCAGCUCGCUCGACGUCACGAAUAGAGGCUCCAUCUACGAGGAUGAGAGGGACGAUCCGCACGCCGUUGCGGCGGCGGCCGCUGCCGCUGCCGGCGACGUCGUGGCACCUGGCCCAGCUCUGAACCAUUCCUUCAGCAACGGCGGAGCGCACAACGGGUCGACGACCCAGCACAAAAUGUUCAUCACGGCGCAGAACGAUUGGGCGCCUGUCAACCAGAGGAUCGUCAAGAGGGGGUCCCGCAGGCGGAGGAACAGGGCCAAGGGCGCUGCCGAGGCUCUCCUCGGGACGCGUACAAAGGACGAGACCCGCGAGGGCAUAUUCUACGCCCUCCUCAAGUGGCCCAUGCUCUUCUUCGUCGGUGCCUGGCUUGCCGCCCUGGCCAUGACAUAUCUCUACACCCGGCUGUACAUUUGGGUAUACGAGCACUUUGUAACCUGGCGCGGUACUCGCGAGAGACUGCGCCGGAGCAUGCGCCGAACCAACAACUACCGUGACUGGGUCGUGGCCGCCAAGGAGCUGGACAGCUAUCUCGACCGACAGCGGUGGAAGGAGGAGAACGACUUUGCCUACUACGACUCCAAAACGGUCAAGCGGGUGUGGGAGCAGAUGCGCAAGUGCAGGCAGAGGGCCGAGGCGCAUGAGAACGAGGACCCCGGCAAUGAGGGCCAGAACACGGCCCAGAGCAAGCCUGCUGUCGAGGAGCUUCAUGCCUUGCUCUCGGCUUGCGUGAAGAGUAACUUUGUUGGCGUCGAGAAUCCCAGGCUGUACAGUCAGACGUACUACGGCACCAAGAACCUGGUCCAGAACUUUAUUGACGAAGUGGAGAGAAGCAUCAGGUUCAUUCUCAAUACGAAGCAGUUAUCGAUGGAAGAGAAGCGGUCCAUUUUCAAGGGCAUGCAUACGAACUACGGACGAACUGCUCUCUGCCUGUCUGGCGGGGCGUCGUUCGCCUAUUAUCAUUUCGGAGUCAUCAAGGCUCUCCUCGAGGCAGACCUCCUACCAGACGUAAUUACCGGUACCAGCGGCGGUGCUCUGGUCGCGGCCCUGGUGGCGACCCGCACCAACGACGAGCUGAAGCAGCUGCUCGUGCCAGCACUCGCCCACCGUAUCACGGCGUGUCGCGAGACCUUUUGGACGUGGAUCCCUCGCUGGUGGAAGACGGGGGCCCGGUUCGACUCGGUCGACUGGGCCAAGCAGUGUAGCUGGUGGACGCGGGGCUCGAUGACGUUCCGAGAGGCAUACGAGCGGACGGGCCGUAUCCUGAACGUGUCGUGCGUGCCGGCCGAUCCACACUCGCCCACCAUCUUGUGCAACUACCUCACCAGCCCGGACUGCGUUAUCUGGUCGGCUGUGCUUGCGUCCGCCGCCGUGCCCGGCAUCCUCAACCCCGUCGUGCUGAUGAUGAAGCAGCGCGACGGCACGCUGGUGCCCUACUCGUUCGGGCACAAGUGGAAGGACGGCAGCCUACGGACCGAUAUUCCGAUCAAGGCGCUUAACCUGCACUUCAACGUCAACUUCACCAUCGUCAGCCAGGUCAACCCGCACAUCAACCUCUUCUUCUUCUCGUCACGCGGAUCCGUCGGCCAUCCGGUCACGCACCGCAAGGGCAAAGGCUGGCGCGGCGGAUAUGUCAUGUCUGCCGUGGAGCAUUACCUCAAGCUGGACAUGACGAAAUGGCUCAAGUUCAUCCGGCAUGCCGAGCUGCUUCCACGGCCGCUUGGCCAGGACUGGUCGCAGCUCUUUCUGCAGACGUUCAGCGGCACCGUCACCAUUUGGCCCAAGACGGUGGCCUCGGACUUCUACCAUAUCCUCUCAGACCCGGACCCGCCGCGGUUGGCGCGCAUGAUCCACGAGGGUCAGCAGCGCGGGUACCCGAUCCUGAAGUUUGUAGGCAACCGAUUGAAAGUGGAGAGGCUGAUUGAGCAAGGGCGGCGCGAGACGCGGCCGUGGAUCCGUAGGGGCAGUAUCGAGACGAUCCUCAGCGAGGAUGACCUUAGGAGCCUGCUCAUCUCGGGCAACACGGAUGUCGACGACGAGACCACGGACGCUGAGGGGGAGACGUUGCUUGAGAACGAGGAGAACGAGGAGGCCAUCAUUGACGACGAAGAGGAGUACGAUGACAAAGAGCGCGAGUACAGGAACGGGCCAAAGAUGGAUUAG
Colletotrichum higginsianum IMI 349063 is the source of this 2388-nucleotide messenger RNA. RefSeq names its product Patatin-like phospholipase domain-containing protein. Bases 1 to 2388 code for a protein of 795 amino acids. Gene Ontology annotation, molecular function: triacylglycerol lipase activity. The transcript is spliced from 2 exons. Lineage: Eukaryota; Fungi; Ascomycota; Sordariomycetes; Glomerellales; Glomerellaceae. The record is from RefSeq and is a predicted model, not a curated record. Gene Ontology annotation, biological process: lipid metabolic process.